AUGGCCGUCGACUCGGGCUGGCUCCAGUGGGCUCUGAUCCUCGUCCUGACCGCCCUUCUCCUGUCCGUCGCCGUCCUCGCCCAGACCGCGAGUGCCUACUGGGCCGCCUACGUCGCCGCGCCGCGCGAGAUGGCCACCUUUAUCGACACGGUCGACUUCUCCAUCCAGGAGAACGAGAGCUACGACAAGGACAUGGCCAAGGUCCAGCGCCUCGAGGACAAGAUCCGCCUCGGCCAGCUCCUCCGCGAGAUCCAAAAGUCGGGCGACGACCUGCGGGAGGAGCUCAACUCGCUGCUCAUCGCCGCCGAAAACGUGACCGGCGCCGGCACCAGCAGCGCCAUGCGCACCAGCACGCGCCUGCUCUGGGCCGCCAAGCGCCAGCAGCUUGAGGACCGCGUGCGCCGCCUCGACCUGCUGCGCAUGCGCUUCCUCGUCGUCUACCUCGGCAUCAUCACCUCGGUCGCCGACAGGCAGCCGCCGCCACCGCCACCGCUGCCGAGAGAUAUCGAGAAAACGGCCGCCUUUGCGACGCCGAGCAAGCCGGUGCUGCGAAAGUCGCUCACCGACAGUAUGCCCAAGCGGCCACCUGUCCGCCGCCUCACUAUGCAAGCUAUUGGCCAUCAGGAGACCAUGGCCUCCACGGGGCGCCUCGGCUGGGGAAGUGUCGUCGAGGAGCUGCAGCUCUCGCCGCGCAUGCAUCAGCGCCAUGCUUCCAUCGAGCGAUCCAUGUCCGUCGAGAGGUCUCUGUCCCCACGUGAGAGGGCUUCGUAG
Akanthomyces muscarius is the source of this 771-nucleotide messenger RNA. RefSeq lists its product as uncharacterized. Lineage: Eukaryota; Fungi; Ascomycota; Sordariomycetes; Hypocreales; Cordycipitaceae. The transcript has a single exon. The record is from RefSeq and is a predicted model, not a curated record. Bases 1 to 771 code for a protein of 256 amino acids.